Molecule: messenger RNA, 3662 nt
Organism: Cygnus olor (mute swan)
Lineage: Eukaryota; Metazoa; Chordata; Aves; Anseriformes; Anatidae
Gene: DESI1
Product: desumoylating isopeptidase 1
Exons: 6
Coding region: 19-651 (210 amino acids)
Biological process (GO): protein modification by small protein removal
Molecular function (GO): peptidase activity
Source: RefSeq, a predicted model, not a curated record
GGUCCCUGCGUGCCGCGCAUGCGCACCCCGCAGCGCCCCGCCGCCGCCGCCGCCACAGCCUCCCGUGCCCCCGCCGCCGGUUCGCGCCCGGCCCCCCCCCAGCCCCGGCGCGGCGGGCGGCUGCCGGCACCGCGCGGCUCCAUGGAGGAGCCGCCGGCGCUGCACCCGGUGCAGCUCUACGUGUACGACCUGUCCAAGGGCAUGGCCCGCCGCCUCAGCCCGCUGAUGCUCGGGAAACAGCUGGAAGGCAUCUGGCAUACCUCCAUAAUAGUCCAUAAGGAUGAGUUCUUCUUCGACAGUGGGGGAAUCUCCAGCUGUGCACCUGGAGGAACGCUGCUUGGCCCCCCCGACUUGGUUGUUGACCUGGGGAACACUGAAGUCACAGAAGAAAUUUUUCUGGAAUAUCUGUCUUCUUUGGGGGAAUCUAUGUUCCGAAGUGAGUCUUAUAAUAUCUUUGAACACAACUGCAACACCUUCAGUAAUGAAGUGGCACAGUUCCUGACAGGAAGAAAAAUCCCUUCCUACAUCACUGACCUUCCAUCUGAAGUUCUUGCCACACCUUUUGGACAAGCUUUAAGGCCCCUCCUGGACACCAUCCAGAUCCAGACACCUGGAGGAAAUGCCUUCAGCAGACAUAAUGGACAGAGCUAACAGGAGUGACCCAUUGUGUCCAGCCUCACCAUGCCUCUUCCUUUUUAAACACGAAUCUACCAGAUUUCUAUUUUAUAAUUUCCCAUCAGAAUUAACUCUAUGGAAAUUACAGGACCAGUUUUAAAAUUUCCUAGGGAGAGGGUUAUCAGGGUGCAUGUAAGACAAUGCUACCAAAAAGAUUGCCAUAAUUUCUAAUAGUAUUCUACUAAUUUAUAAAGGCUGUCUUGCCUGGGUUAGGCUGACAUUUUCUAAAUAACUCCCGUGCUGGUAAGUGGGAAUUCAUUCCAUGAACAUUCAAGCACCCAUUACACAUUUUGAAUUAAAGGGGAUGUCCUAGCCAUCCCUUGCAGGCUCGCAUCUCUUUCUCUUGUCACUGCCUGUGUUCUGGGGGUAUUUGCUGAAGUCUGUAGCAAGAAGACAAAGGAAGUAUUUGUAGCCUAGGAAGUGAAGGUGUCCCGGUACUAGUCUUACGUGUAUUUCAUUAACGUUGUGUUAUUCGCUCAGGGGACAAGCUCAACUCAUCUGAUUAGAGUAUUUGCAAUGGCACAGCUGAGUGGAAAGGGUGGCCUAGCUGAGCUAGUCAGCAUCACUUUCAAAGCUGAAACUUCCAAUGGAAUUAGCUGUGGGUGGGUGGGAGGCUGCAAAUGAAAAUUACCAGGAGCCUCAUAAGGCGAGAUCCAGGUGUUAAGGGAGAGAACCAGCUGAAAGAACAGAACCUCAUGAGCAAAUUUUAGGUGAAAGUAAGCUUCCUUUUCUCUCAAACAAGCUUGUCAGCAGAUGGAUAGAAUCGUGUUAACUUUUACCUUUGCUCAGGAACUGUUUUUUCCUCACUAAGCCAGAGUUACAGUACAGUGAGGCAGGAAUAGCAUGGCAGCUGCACAAUAAUGAGAGGUAGGCCAGUUCUACCUUCAGUAUCUAGUUGCAGACGGAGUAGGAGUUCCAGCUUUCUCUGAUAUUGUUGCCCUUUCCAAAGCAGUCAAGUACAUCCCAGAGAGUGCUCUGCUUAAGUGAAAGAAAUAAGUGGUAGGUCUUCCGAGAUUUGAAGAAAAUGAGGAAUGGUAAAGUUAAGCUUUUCUGUUGAACAGUUGAGUUGAUUGGGAUGCAUGGAGAAGCAGUCCUAUCCUUAGAUUGACAUUAGAUUGUAUCAAUACUACAUCUUCUAAUUUAAGGUUCUCAUAGCUUUGCAAUUAUUUGCAGUGGGGAAAAAAAAAAUCAGGGGAAGGAAAGAUGAGGCACAUUGAUUUCUUUUCAUGCGUGUAUAUACACUGUUUUCCUGAGCAAUUCUGUAGAAAGUACACUUAGGGAGGAGCACAAGAAAGAUAUCGGGCAAACCCCCAAAACAUUGCUGGUGUUCCAUAAAUGGGGAUUGCACAUCCCAGAUACUGCUGAAGAAAGCAUCUAUGCAAAGUAUAGCCCUUGGUUCCAGUGCUUUGUUGUGCAAACAAUUGCUGCAAGCUCAGUCCUGCAUCUCAAACUUCCCGUAUACCUAAAGGAGAUGUCUUUCCUCUGCUGGGCUAUCUUUCUCCCAGAGUAAUAUGGUUUAAUAUGUUUCUCAUGCUGUUAUUUUUGUGGGGAUGAAAUGGAAGAAACCCACAGUUCAGUCACUCUGUCAAUUACUCUGUUGCCCUGCACCUUGUAGAGUCACUACACGAGUGGAAGUCGGGUACUGUCAGUCCCUUUGGCAGUUGUGUGUAGCUGCUCUGAGUGCAGGUGGCCUUUGUAGCCCAGAAUGUUUUUUGUUGUCAGUGGUGAUUUUUUUCCUUCUGUCAUUCUCUGCUCGUGCCAUCAGCUUCUUAAGUGUUUCAUUUGGCAGACUGGACUAGGAGACAACCGUAGCAGUUAGUACAGAUGCAAAAGCUUGAUACAGUUUCCAGUCUUUCACCAUCAAACCAUUAUGCAGAGAGCAUUCUGUAGUCAAUUAUUUACCAUACAGCACCUUUCGGUGCUUCUGGAGAAGGUAUUGGUAAGUGUUUGUUUUCUGGUGAGCCACAGCAUAGUUUUCCUGUUGUCUGUGUAAUCCCCUCCAGACUCCUUCCAUGCCUAUUUUGUGAAGAGUAACCAGUCUCUCAUCCAAGUACAGACAUGACUAUACCACAAAACACAAUAGCACUUUAGAGAUCUUGGAGCUUCCUCAGUCGAACAGGUAUACCGAAGCUGAUACGAUGCAGCACAACAUCUGGGUAUGCUAGUUUGGUACCCACAAGGAGCACAGCUGUGGUUGUUUCUUUCAGCAAACUAUCACUUCAGGUACAGCCAUCUGCUGGUACAGCUGUUCUGCAAGGGAAGCACAGGCACCAUGGUCUCUAGUACCACAGUCUCUACCCCAUGUUUUGUUGCAUGACAAGUGUGUCCACUUCAGAGGUCCUGAGCCUGGUUUCUGCUUCAGGGCCUUUUCCUUUCCUGCCUCCUGACAGGAUGUAAGAGGUUCACCCCAGGCAUUUUGCAGUCUGCUUUUUCCCCUCCUGAGCGGCCCUGUUGCAGAGAGAAUGCUGCUACUUGAGUAUCAGUGGGUAAAAUUUCCCUCAGACACAUUCUGUUUGCGGUAACUGUGGUACUCUCAAAGGAGCUCCAGAGGGUCUCCUUGUCUCUGGACCUACUCUGCGUAUUGUGGCAAAGGAACUAUAGGAGCGGAUCCUGUUUGUUUGAUCUUACUGGGUAAUGAGACCCUUGUACCCUGUAGGCCUCUUAAGAAAUGCAUUUUCUCCAAAGAUGGUUACGUGUCAAUUGCAGGUCUGUGCACCCAACAUUCCUCCCAGCCAUACCUACUCAUACGUACAUAAACUAGAAUGAAAAAUGUAUGUAAGUGUAUAUAGGUGGCAAACUUCAGCCAGCUGAUUGACAAAGGGGGAGCAGGGAAGCUGAACUCCUGAAGGGGAGCAGAACCCUUUUGCCCACACUUAUUGUUCUGUCAAGCAUUGCUGGGGUUCCACCAUGACAUUUUUAAAAUGUUAAUAACAUCUUUAGACAGAAAGUGAUGUUUUGAUUUUUUUCUAUUACAAUAAAAAAGUACA